UCCCCUGCAGGCGCUGCUGGGGCGACAGCCUGCAAGCUGAGCGGGUACAGGGGCCUCCGCGCCUCCUCCGAGAACCGGCCCCGCCCGGCCUGCGCCCCUGUGCAUCCGACAUUUGUGUGGCGGGAGGGUGCGACUUUCUCCGGUCCGGGGGGGACGCGGACGGCGGCGGGACAAACUCGAAAAACUUCUCUGGGGCUGACGGCUGGGAUCCUGGGUGCCGGUGGAGGAGGAUGUACGAGGGCGGUGGCUGGUCCUGGGUGUUUCCAACCUCCUAAGCACCGCUCGCCCAGGCCAUGGGGCUCCAGCGCCUUCGGUGCCGCCGGAGGGGCGACGCUCUCGUCUAGCCGAGCUGGGCAGCGCUGUCGCCCACGGUGUGCACCGGGCUGGCAGCGCUCCCUCUGCCCACGUCCUGCCCAGCCAUGGACCACCAGGAGCCCUACUCAGCGCAGGCCACGGCGGCCAUCGCAGCGGCCAUCACCUUCCUCAUCCUCUUCACCAUCUUCGGCAACGCGCUGGUCAUCCUGGCUGUGUUGACUAGCCGCUCGCUGCGUGCCCCGCAGAACCUGUUCCUGGUGUCGCUGGCUGCCGCCGACAUCCUGGUGGCCACGCUCAUCAUCCCUUUUUCGCUGGCCAACGAGCUGCUGGGCUACUGGUACUUCCGGCGCACGUGGUGUGAAGUGUACCUGGCGCUCGAUGUGCUCUUCUGCACCUCGUCCAUCGUGCAUCUGUGCGCCAUCAGCCUGGACCGCUACUGGGCGGUGAGCCGUGCACUGGAGUACAACUCCAAGCGCACCCCGCGCCGCAUCAAGUGCAUCAUCCUCACAGUAUGGCUCAUCGCUGCCAUCAUCUCGCUGCCACCCCUCAUCUACAAGGGCGACCAGGGCCCCCAGCCGCGCGGGCGCCCCCAGUGCAAGCUCAACCAGGAGGCCUGGUACAUCCUGGCCUCCAGCAUCGGAUCUUUCUUUGCUCCUUGCCUCAUCAUGAUCCUGGUCUACCUGCGAAUCUACCUGAUCGCCAAACGCAGUAACCGCAGAGGUCCCAGGGCCAAGCAGGGGCCUGGGCAGGGUGAGUCCAAGCAGCCCCGACGUGACCGUGGGGGGGCUUUGGCCUCAGCCAAGCUGCCAGCCCUGGCCUCUCUGGCAGAAGCCAGAGAGGCCAAGGUACAGUCGAAGUCCACUGGGGAGCAGGAGGAAGGGGAGACCCCUGAAGAUACUGGGAACCAGGCCUUGCCACCCAGUUGGGCUGCCCUUCCCAAAUCAGGCCAGGGCCAGAAGGAGGGUGUCUGUGGGCCAUCUCCAGAGGAUGAAGCUGAAGAAGAGGAAGAGGAGGAGGAGGAGGAGGAGGAGGAAGAGUGUGGACCCCAGGCAGUGUCAGCAUCUCCAGCCUCAGCUUGCAGCCCCCCUCUGCAACAGCCACAGGGCUCCCAGGUGCUGGCCACCCUACGUGGCCAGGUGCUCCUGGGCAGGGGUGUGGGUGGUAUGGGUGGGCAGUGGUGGCGUCGACGGGCACAGCUGACCCGGGAGAAGCGCUUCACCUUCGUGCUGGCCGUGGUCAUCGGCGUCUUUGUGCUCUGCUGGUUCCCCUUCUUCUUCAGCUACAGCCUGGGCGCCAUCUGCCCGAAGCACUGCAAGGUGCCCCAUGGCCUCUUUCAGUUCUUCUUCUGGAUUGGCUACUGCAACAGCUCGCUGAACCCUGUUAUCUACACCAUCUUCAACCAGGACUUCCGCCGUGCCUUCCGGAGGAUCCUGUGCCGUCCGUGGACCCAGACGGCCUGAGCAUGAAGCCAGCCUUCCACUUUUCCCAGUGGGGCCUGCUGCUGAGGAGGAGGAAGAAACGAAGACUGAUCACCCAUGCUGGGCACUCUUGGUCCUUGGCAGAUGCUGGGAUGGGGGCUUUGGGGUGGCACCAUCUCUGGGCCCUUCUUUCCCCCUUUUGCCUGUUUUUUAAAGGCCAGAACUGUGGAUCGGUUUCCUCACCCAGCAUCCCUCCGGCAGGUGGGUGGCCACGUGGAUGCCUCACUGGGGUGAUCUUAGAGGCUUGGUCUCUGCCUCGACGGGAGAUCCCCGAUCACUGGCAUUCACCUCCUGCAAAAAUCGGGGCGACAAUAGCUUGCCGCCUACUUGCUGCAGGGAGAUGAAAGUCUUUGCAGAAAGCUUUGAGCUCCAGUGGGGGAAUGCACUGGAGAACCAAAAAUGUGAUUAUCCAGUGAUAUAAAAAUCUCUUUCUUCUGUGUUUACCACCACCUGUCUUCCUGUAGACUUUUGUUCUGUGCCUGGGGUGUGUGAAUUCCUACCCCAAACUGGAAGUGGGGAGUGGCAGACAGAAUCACUAUUUCAAGUUAAAGGAUCUCUUUGAGAAUGUGUUCUUGUGGCCGCAAAUGUCUGGGUUAUCAUGCUGCAUGACAACUUCUCAACAUUUUGCGUGUAACACCAAGAGGGUUUUUAGUGGCUUGGGUGUCCCCAGUGGGGGGCAGGUCUUUUGUCAUCAAGAGGGCAAAUUGUUUCCCCAAGACAGCCCAAAAUAUCCACACUGCGGGAACAGUCUAAGAUGAGAGCCUCUAACAGGUGGCAGAGCCCCCAGGUGGGGUGCUGGCAUGAAAGCCCGGUGGACCCCUAGGGGAGCCUCCCACUGGAGUGCCCAGCCAGGUCUCCAAGCCCCAAAUGAGUCCUUGUGAAACACAACUGAUCCCCCCAGGUGGGUGCUUGUGGGCUGCCUCAGACCCAGCCAUGCUGCUCCCCCUACGCUGAUGGGACUGUGCAUUCAGGAGCCUCUCCUUUCUGGUUCUUGGUCCCACCCCCAAACCUGGCAGCCAGAACAUUGGAAGUGUGGAAAGGAGGUUUCGGGGCCUUCCCUUGGGGAGCGCAUGGCUUCAGCAUUGGGCCAACAGGUAUCUUAGCGUGGCGGGUAUGGGGGGAAUGGGCUGAGCAGUGCAGACACUGUUGGCACCAGAUGGACCUGCGAGAUUUGGAAGGCCACUGAGGGAGUUUUUGGGGUGUAGAGAGAAUGGAGUGGACCAAAAAGAGUUCCUCCUGGGGAGUGGGAGGCUUCCCAGUCUGGGCCUCAGUGGGUUGUCAUUGUGAGGCCAGAGCAUUGCCCUGGGGUGUGGUGGGGAGCUGGGCCAGGGGAGGGACUGACUGUGACCCUCUGCCGGCCAGUGCACCCCAUGGGACCCCCAAGUGUUCUUGCCUGUGAUCUCUUAUUGUGACAUGCAGGUGUUUUUGGCUUUUUUUUUUUUAAAGUCUGAGCUAUUUUGUCAAUAAAGGAUAUUUUGUAAUAAG
Molecule: messenger RNA, 3278 nt
Organism: Cebus imitator (Panamanian white-faced capuchin)
Lineage: Eukaryota; Metazoa; Chordata; Mammalia; Primates; Cebidae
Gene: ADRA2B
Product: adrenoceptor alpha 2B
Exons: 2
Coding region: 420-1775 (451 amino acids)
Biological process (GO): regulation of smooth muscle contraction; regulation of vasoconstriction; adenylate cyclase-activating adrenergic receptor signaling pathway
Cellular component (GO): membrane
Molecular function (GO): alpha2-adrenergic receptor activity
Source: RefSeq, a predicted model, not a curated record